AUGGGGAUCCCAGGCCUGAUCCACGCAAUUGGCGCCGGAGAGCGUAUUUCCCUGUCCAAAUUGGCCAUAGGACAUUUGGAACGCAAUGCGCGACCCAUCCGUGUAGCGGUUGACAUCUCCAUUUGGCUCUUUCAGGUGCAGGCCGGCCGAGGCGGGCGAAACCCGGAAUUGCGGACUUUGUUCUACCGACUGCUCAAGAUCUUGGCCCUACCCAUCCAUCCACUUUUUGUGUACGAUGGACAGCACAAGCCGCCCUUCAAAAGAGGUCGCGUGGUCACGACGCGCAGCUACGGGAGUGCGCCCAUCAUCCGGCUGUCGAAGAUCCUGGUGGAUCUUUUUCGAUUCCCACGCCACGAUGCACCGGGGGAGGCCGAGGCCGAAUGCGCCAGGCUCCAACGGGUCGGCGUGGUGGAUGCUGUCAUGAGUAAUGACGUCGAUGCUUUGAUGUUCGGUUCGACGUUUACGGUGAUGAACUUCUCGAAAGAGAGCGGCACCGGCACGGCGGCGGCGACACACGUCACUUGCUAUCGCAUGGAUGGCACUGGAACGCCUUGCAAAGUGAUGCUUGAUCGUGCAGGCAUGAUCUUGUUCGCUAUGCUGAGUGGCGGUGAUUACCUUCCCUCUGGCGUCCCGAAAUGUGGAAGCAAAUUGGCUGGCGAAAUUGCAAGGGCCGGCUUUGGGGAGGAUCUACUGGAGAUUAUCGACUCAGAAGGCCCCGACAUGGAGGAGCGGCUGAGCGAGUGGAGAGAAAGGCUCCAAUAUGAACUUGAAGAGAACGAGAGCGGCUACUUCCAGACCAAGCACAAGGUUGUUCGAGUUCCGGAGACAUUUCCGGACAAGACUAUUCUCUCGUAUUAUGCAAAACCCAUGGUAUCGACGGACAGUGAGAUCAAAGCUCUAGAGCGACGCUUGGAGAAUGCCUGGGACCAAGAGAUCGACGCGGUUCAGCUGAGACGAUUCGCCGCCGACACUUUUGAUUGGAACUACCGUUCUGGGGCCCGGAAAGUGACCAAACUACUCGCUGAGCCUCUCGUUUGCUACAGGCUUCGCCUUGCAAAGCAGGCUUCAGCAUUCCCCGCAGGCCAUCCUAGACUUUCCAAUAGCAGCGUACCGAUGAUGCAGAAGAUCAACAAAAGUCGGGAGAGUUACAGUACCGACGGUCUGACAGAAUAUCAGCUUGACAUAGUCCCCGUCGAUGUCGUCGGCCUGGACAUCAUGGCCGACGAGCCAAAUCCUCCUUUUCCUACGCCUGAAACGGCAGCAUCAGCCGACGAGGAUGAAGAGGAGCUCGAAGCAAAUGCGGACCCUGUUCCCCAAACCACAGUCAAGAAACGUGUCACGAAACGGUACGACCCAUACGCCACGGAGAAGGUGUGGAUUUUCAGUACACUGGCAAAGAUAGGGAUUCCGGAGGUGGUGGAAAAUUGGAAGAAGGCCGAAGCGGAGAAGGCGGAGAAAGCCAACGCCCCGAAGAAGUCCACACGGAAGACGGGUCCGCGGAAGAAAGUCAUAGACCCGGGCAUGAAGCAAGGAAGCAUCUUGAAGUAUGGGUUCCUGACGAAGGAGCGCUCCGAGAUCGGAAGCGACAAGCGCCUCCAGCUCGCAAAGACCACAGACGAAUCCGGCUCUUAG
This is a messenger RNA of Aspergillus homomorphus CBS 101889, 1632 nucleotides long. RefSeq names its product crossover junction endodeoxyribonuclease. Bases 1 to 1632 code for a protein of 543 amino acids. The transcript has 2 exons. The record is from RefSeq and is a predicted model, not a curated record. Gene Ontology annotation, molecular function: 5'-flap endonuclease activity; crossover junction DNA endonuclease activity. Lineage: Eukaryota; Fungi; Ascomycota; Eurotiomycetes; Eurotiales; Aspergillaceae.